Messenger RNA from Penicillium bovifimosum, 2277 nucleotides. RefSeq names its product beta-glucosidase. Gene Ontology annotation, molecular function: beta-glucosidase activity. Lineage: Eukaryota; Fungi; Ascomycota; Eurotiomycetes; Eurotiales; Aspergillaceae. Gene Ontology annotation, biological process: glucan catabolic process. Bases 1 to 2277 code for a protein of 758 amino acids. The record is from RefSeq and is a predicted model, not a curated record. The transcript has 5 exons.
AUGCGGAGCUUUGCAGGACUCACUGCCCUUGUGGCCGGCCUUGCCUUUUCGUCUGCAACAGCGCAGGAAAUUACCAGCGAUGUCUACUUCUACGGGGAUUCACCUCCGGUCUAUCCAACGCCUCAAGGAGAUGGAGCUGGCGAUUGGGCUGCUGCUUAUAAAAAGGCAGAGAAGCUCGUUGGUCAACUGACAGACGAGGAGAAGGUUAGCCUCACCGCGGGUGUUCAAAGCAAGACCGGCUGCUCUGGAUUUGUUCCAGCCAUUCCCCGUGUGAAUUUCCCCGGACUGUGUGUCAGUGAUGCUGGAAAUGGCCUGCGUGGUACCGAUUUCGUGAGCAGCUACCCCAGUGGUAUCCAUGCUGGUGCAAGUUGGAAUCGUGAUCUUACCUAUACUCGUGGCUUGGAAAUGGGCAAGGAGUUUUACAAGAAAGGAGUCAAUGUAUUGCUCGGCCCUGUCGUUGGCCCAGCUGGCCGCGUUGUCCAAGGCGGACGUAACUGGGAAGGCAUCUCAACGGAUCCAUAUUUGAGUGGCGCAUUGGUCUAUGAGACUGUGCAAGGAACCCAAGAUGCCGGAGUUGGUGUUUGCACCAAGCAUUAUAUCGCGAACGAGCAAGAGACCAACCGCAAUCCCUCGGGAAAUGUCGCCUCUGUUUCCUCCAACAUUGACGACCAAACUAUACACGAGCUAUAUCUCUGGCCGUUCGCAGAGGCUGUCCGGGCAGGAAGCGUCUCGAUUAUGUGCUCCUACAACCGGCUUAACAACUCAUACGCCUGCCAAAACAGCAAGGCACUCAAUGGGUUGUUGAAAUCCGAGCUUGGCUUCCAAGGAUAUGUCAUGACAGACUGGGGCGCCCAGCAUGCUGGCAUUGCUGCCGCAAAUGCUGGGCUGGAUAUGGUCAUGCCCAAUACGCAGACUUGGGGAUCGAACCUCACUACUGCCAUUUCUAACGGUACCAUGGAGGCAUCAAGGUUGGAUGACAUGGCGACGAGAAUCAUUGCCUCGUGGUACCAGGUGAAGCAAGAUUCGAAAUUCCCAGCACCGGGAGUUGGUAUGCCUGCUUCGUUGACCGAUCCACAUGAACCUGUGAUCGGGAGAGCCAAGAGCUCGCGAGAUGUUCUUCUCCAAGGCGCCAUUGAAGGGCACGUGUUGGUGAAAAACAACAACGGCUUGCCUCUACGCUCUCCCCAGCUUCUAUCUGUUUUUGGAUAUGACGCCAAAGCUGCGGCCGCCAGCUCGGGUUCCUUGUUUGGAAGCGGCAAUGCAGCUAUUCAGAACUCCACUUUGUUCGUUGGAGGAGGAUCUGGUAGCAACUCCCCUUCUUAUAUGAUAUCUCCCCUGGCUGCCCUUCAGCAAGAGGCGUACAAGGACGGUACAUCGAUUGCUUACGAUGUCACCUCUCAAAACCCCCAAGUCAACCCCGCUUCCGACGCUUGUUUGGUCUUUAUCAAUGCCUUUGCCACUGAGGGUAGCGAUCGACCAGGACUCUCCGAUACGCCAAGUGAUACCCUGGUAACGAAUGUGGCUAGCAAAUGCAAGAACACCGUUGUUGUCAUCCACAACGCCGGAGUCCGACUUGUCAAUGCCUGGAUCGACAAUGCAAAUGUGACUGCAGUGAUUUACGGCCACCUCCCAGGUCAAGACUCCGGAGCAGCAAUUGUAGAACUACUCUACGGCCGCUCCAAUCCCUCAGGAAGACUCCCCUACACGGUAGCCAAGAAAGCAGAGGACUACGGUGCCUUGCUAAAGCCUGAUCUCCCAGAAGGCGAAUUCGCCCUUUUCCCGCAAUCCAACUUCACCGAGGGUGUGUACAUUGAUUACCGCGCCUUCGACAAAGAGGGCAUCGAACCUCAGUUUGAAUUUGGAUUCGGCUUGUCAUACACUACCUUCGACUAUUCCGGUCUUCAGAUUAACAAGAAGGGCGCCGCACCCCCAGCAACCCCACCUGCUGCCAAGGUGCAGCCCGGUGGAAAUCCUCACCUGUGGGAUGAGAUUGUCAGCGUCUCGGCAACUGUCAAAAACAGCGGCGAGGUUGAGGGUGAUGAGGUUGCUCAGCUAUACGUUGGUAUUCCCAAUGGUCCUAUUCGUCAGUUACGCGGAUUUGAGAAGGUCAAGAUUGGGAAGGGUCAGGCUAAGAAGGUGGCUUUCUCGUUGACACGGAAGGAUCUGAGUACCUGGAGCGUUGAAGAGCAAGAAUGGGUGCUGCAACGGGGAGACUACCAGAUCUUUGUUGGAAAGUCCAGUCGCGACUUGCCCCUUCAUGGUAGCUUCUCGCUCUGA